AUGUCACCAUAUAAGUUGGUGUUCGGGAAGGCCUACCAUUUGCUAGUGGAACUUGAACAUAGAGUGUGGUGGGCACUGAAACAGCUGAAUCUAGACAUCGAGGCUGCGGGCACAACGAGCAUCACAGAAUUGCUUGAGCUCGACGAGUUCAGACAUCUUGCUUUUGAGAGCACAAGGUCACGAUGGUCUGGACCAUUUAGAGUGGUCGAAGUUUUCCCUUCAGAUGCUAUCGAGAUUGCCACAGAGAAAGACUCUAGUACAUUUAGAUUCAAUGGGAAGAGAUUGAAACCAUAUGUGGGCAUGAGCGAACCAAAGGAAGUGUCUGAGCUACACCUGACUGAACCACAGAGGUCGAGCGAGCCUUAA
Nicotiana tabacum (common tobacco) is the source of this 366-nucleotide messenger RNA. NCBI's taxonomy places the organism in Eukaryota, Viridiplantae, Streptophyta, Magnoliopsida, Solanales, Solanaceae. The record is from RefSeq and is a predicted model, not a curated record.